GAGAGAAAGAAGAAGAACAAAACAUGAAGUUUGAGCUUAUCCUCACCCCUUCUCACUCAUUCACUCAUCUCAAAUCAAUGGUAGAGAUGGCAGAGCUACUAGUGAGCCGUGACACCAACCUUUCUAUCACCAUCAUCAUCAUUCCUUUCAUUGCCGGAAGAGACUACAUUGCAGGGCUCUCCUCUGCAUCCAACAGCCGGCUACGCUACAUUGUUAUCUCCGACGAAGAUGAACCAAUCUCCGAGCUGACGAGUUUUGAAACCCAUGUCGAGAACCAAGUGCCAAAGGUUAAAGACGCGGUUGGGAAACUCGUCGAAGCCUACUCCACAUUACCGGACUCGCCGAGGGUUGUUGGGCUUGUCCUAGACAUAUUCUCAACCUCGAUGUUAGAUGUGGCGAAACAGUUUGGUCUUCCGCCUUAUAUUUAUUGUACGCCAUGUGCAGGAAUACUCGGAGUUGUAAGUCAUAUCCAGAUGUUGUACGAUGAGAACAAGUACGAUGUUUGUGAAAGUGAUUAUGAAAACUCGGACGCUGUGUUGAACGUUCCAAGUUUGAGUCGUCCGUAUCCAGUGAAAUGUAUUCCUGACUUUUUUGCAUCUAAAGCGACGCUCCCUAUGGUUGUAAAUCUACCGAGGAAAGUAAAAGAAAUGAAGGGUAUUUUGAUAAAUACUGUUGCUGAGCUUGAACCUUAUGUGUUGAAGUAUCUUUCUAGUGGUGACACUCCUGUUUAUCCUAUUGGACCAUUGUCUCAUCUCAACCAAGUUGGUGAUUCCAAGGACGAGAAGCAAUCUGAUAUUUUACGGUGGUUAGACGAUCAACCACCUAGUUCGGUUUUGUUCCUUUGCUUCGGGAGCAAGGGAGGGUUCAGUGAGGAACAAGCAAGAGAAAUCGCUGUAGCGCUGGAACGAAGCGGCUGCCGGUUUCUCUGGUCUCUUCGUCGUGCAUCUCCGAAUAUAUUUAGGGAACAUCCUAGUGAUUUCACCAACCUAGAAGAAGUUCUUCCGGAAGGAUUCUUCGAACGGACGAAAGAUAUAGGAAGAGUUAUCGGAUGGGCUCCGCAAGUGGCCGUGCUUGCGAAGCCAGCUAUUGGAGGAUUCAUCAAUCAGUCCGGGUGGUACUCAUUUCUAGAGAGCCUUUGGUUCGGUAUCCCCACGGCUGUAUGGCCGUUAUACGCCGAGCAGAAGUUUAACACGUUUAUGAUGGUGGAGGAGAUUGGAUUGGCCGUGGAGAUAAAGAAGUAUUGGCGAGAGAAUCAUUUAAUGGGAACGUCGAAGGUCACGGUGACAGCAGAGGAGAUAGAGACAUCAAUCAAGCGUCUGAUGGACAAGGAUGGUGACGUGAGGAAGAAAGUGAAGGAGAUGAGCAAGAAAUGUCACUUAGCCCUAAUGGAAGGUGGGUCGUCUUGGAUUGCGAUGGGAAAGUUUAUUGAAGACGUUACGAAGAGUUAUCGUUUCAAGGAAUGAAGAAUAUGAGUUGGGUAUCCAAAUAAGUUAUAUCAUGGCGAUGGUGGAGAUGGUCGAGCAACUAGUUGAUCAAAACGACCACCUAUAUAUUUUGUUUGUCGACCAAAAGACAAAGUAUGAUUAUGGCACUAUCGGGAAGAUACUCUCCGUUAGGAGAAGCCAGUUGGGGGCCGAAAUGCUCAUAUGGGAGAAAAUGCAGUCGCGGGUCGACCAAAACGACCACCUAUCUAUCAUAGUGAUCAUCAUAUUUUUAAUUCUAAAACUGUGGCAUCUCAACGCCCUUAAUACAUAUGAAUGAAGAAGAUGCAUAAGUGCAAUCACUACAGCAAAGCUAAGUCAAACACAAAUCCAACCAGCUAAAACUCAAGCUACACGUAAGAGACGCAAAAAAUCAAAUGUUUGGGAUGGUUUUGUUUUAGUAGGGUUAGAAAUUGAUGGAAAAGUAAGAGCUAAAUGUAUCAAUUAAUGUGGUACAAUAAUUAAUGGUGAUAGAUAGUAAUU
Messenger RNA from Capsella rubella, 1964 nucleotides. RefSeq names its product UDP-glycosyltransferase 71B7. Gene Ontology annotation, molecular function: UDP-glycosyltransferase activity. Bases 24 to 1463 code for a protein of 479 amino acids. The transcript has 2 exons. The record is from RefSeq and is a predicted model, not a curated record. NCBI's taxonomy places the organism in Eukaryota, Viridiplantae, Streptophyta, Magnoliopsida, Brassicales, Brassicaceae.